GACGGUGUCCCGACACAGCACGGGCGGCUGUGCUCUGCCUGGCAUUCAAGCGUAGUUACAUGGAGAUAGCACGCACCGCAGCAAUUUUCUAGGAAUGGAUGUAUGUGGAGAAAUCUGAAUGUAACCACUUCUCACAUUUUCUUAUUUUCUUUCUUUUUUUCUUUUUUUCGUUGCCCAUUUUUUCUGUCUGGACUACAUCUCCAUGGCUUGGCCGUGCAUCAGUAGAGUGUGCUGUUUGGCUCGGUUCUGGAACCAGUUUGAUAAAUCUGAUCUCUCCGUUCCGUUAACGAUUCAGAACUAUUCUGACAUCGCAGACCAAGAGGUUCGGUCUGUAACUAAACAAGUACUGACUGACAGGGCUCCCAGAAACGACUAUGUGACACCGGAUCACAGAGAUUCGCCCACGGUACCGGAUGGCGGUGGGAACCGGAGAUCAUGUCGUGGACGCACAGAACCGAGCUUCAAACCCCGAGAGGAUUACCAACCUCCUUGUAUACCUUUUCCAAGUGUCACUCAGUACAAGCAGGACUACAAACCCUGGCCCAUUCCGAAAAAGGAUAAUUUCCCUUGGAUUAGCAACGGGAGUAAGGGGGGCACUCUUAAGGAGAGCCCCAUUAACAAUCACUCCCACACAAAUCACCCAAGAGUGGAGAGAGAGGAGCGGAACCGGCAGAAAUGGGGCGAACCGACCGUGGGAACUACUAAGACAAGCUCGUACAGGCAGGAGUACCGCCCUUGGACCGGCGCACGGCCGUCCAGGCCGGCCCAGAGGAGGCCGACGUGCCUGAGCCCGGGCUCGGAUGGGCCCGAGCCGCAUCAUGCCACCAGCUACCAGGCUGCUUUCAGCGGGGGGGAGGUCCAGCGGCAGACAGACAGCCCCAAGCUGGAGCAUCCAGGAGCCCAGCCCAGCAGCGGCAUUGGCCUGCCCGAGAAGUCCGAGAUCCACAGUCCGACAGCCAGCCGGGUGGAGGACCAGCUGGUGCGGACCAAGCUCUCCCCCAACCCCUCUGCCGUGUUCCAGAGUGGAUCCCGCAUCUUCAACAUCUAAUGGUGUGCUCCAGACACACCCGCCACAUCCACACCCCCAUCCACACCCGCAAUCACAACCCCCAUCCACCACCUGGCCCCACACACACAAAGAGGCUGCCCUCCUGCUGCUCCACACGUCCCCGAUGUCUCUCCUGCUCUCCAACUACCUAACUGGACCCACCAGAGGACCGUGGCACAAUGAUUUUGUUAAUUUGCGAAAAAAAAAGGCAUCAUAAAGUAGACUUGAUUUGAUGAAUACACCUGAUUUUCUGCUCCUUCACAAAAGGCAUUAUAAUGAGGCUGGCACAGAUGAAUACUGUACAUGUGACGUUUGUGGGCUUUAGAGUGCCAGUCAGGUGUGUGUGUGUGGAUCAGGACCAUGAGGGGGGGCUUUAGAGUGCCAGUCAGGUGUGUGUGUGUGGAUCAGGACCAUGAGGGGGGGCUUUAGAGGUCGGAGGUGAGAGGAAUUCACUCCAUCAGUUCCACACAAUGGGAAAUCUAUGCAAAGGAGGAAGGUGGGUGGGUGGGCGGUGUUGGGGUUGGAAAGUGCAAGGGGGAAACAUGGCAUGUGUGUGAUAAAGACAGUGAGGGAGAAUAAGUGUGGGAGAGCAGUCAUCAAAACACACAUACACACACACACACACAUUUAGAGAUGAGAGACACACGACACAAAAUAAAUCCCUCCCAUCAAUCCCUUGCUUUUAUGGUCCCAGUCCUGGGGGAAAUCAAAUAUGCAUGUUGCGAAUAUAGUUUGACAAAGCAUCUCUGCAGUGUUAGAAUACUGAUGAACAACAUGGCUGCUCAGUAAGCUAUUGUGAGUGUUUGUGUGCUUGUUAAGAUGGAAUGACUUUUGCUUAACUUUUCUUUGUUUUGGACAUAUUCUCCAUUUGAUUCUCAAGGGAUGUCUGUAUGUGUAUGCUUAAAAACAUAUUGAUGCCCCCAAUGUUAUGCUGUGCUGUCUGCAAGAUUUGUAUAAUCAUCAAAAAGAUGCUUGGGAAUAUUUAUUUAAUUUUUUUAAUUCCACCACAAAACUCUUUUCUGACAUGUUGGACCAGUUGUUAGAUUUUAUUUUGUAAAUUUGUUGUUGAAUAAAAAAAAGGUU
This is a messenger RNA of Alosa sapidissima (American shad), 2131 nucleotides long. It is a transcript of the gene map6d1, whose product is annotated as MAP6 domain containing 1. Bases 203 to 1048 code for a protein of 281 amino acids. The transcript has 3 exons. Gene Ontology annotation, cellular component: Golgi-associated vesicle; cis-Golgi network; microtubule. Gene Ontology annotation, biological process: cytoskeleton-dependent intracellular transport; regulation of microtubule cytoskeleton organization; microtubule cytoskeleton organization. Gene Ontology annotation, molecular function: microtubule binding; calmodulin binding. Lineage: Eukaryota; Metazoa; Chordata; Actinopteri; Clupeiformes; Clupeidae. The record is from RefSeq and is a predicted model, not a curated record.